CCCAAGGACAGACAGAGCAGCCAAUAGCAUUCACAGCUUGGAUGUUCAAGUACAGUGUAGGAGCAGCAGUGGCAAGAAGUGAGGUCAUCAAUCCAAUUAGUGUGUUGCUCCUAGUAGAGCUGUCUUUAUUCAUUCCUAUCUGUUAGCGUCUGUUCGAUUUCUAGAGUAGGGUUUUGGAGGUAACAGGUUCAUAACUGUCCGUGUUCCCUGGCUUAUCGACCUUGUCGUAUGCAAGCCUCGGAGUCUUCAGUCUUGCGAAAGUGAUGGCUCAGACUUAGUGAAGGGUACUGCUCAGUUCCCUGUUUCAGAAGUCUCUCUAACCUGUCAUUAGCUGUCGAUUUAUCCGCCAUGGCUGAUGCCAUACUCGCAAGAAGCAUUUCAGCUCCGCAUCUGUCCCCAAUCUCCGCGGGGUUUUCCAACGGAAGAGAAGCAGAUAAGCUUCGGGAUUCGGCUAGCCCUUCUUUCCAAUGCUCCAUGGCUUCCCCUCGCGGAGGCCUGUCUAGUCACCAAGGCUGUCGAUUAUCCUGGAAGAGUAACACCGCCUCGUCACCUCUGACACCCCUUGCUCCCUGGUUUUCCGAAUUUUCGGCGACCCCUUCUAUUCAUUCUUCACGGAGCUUGUUCGUCGUUUCCGAGAUGGAUUCGUCGCAGAGAGAAGACUGCGAGUUCCGCCGUAUCGUGUCAGUUCCUGAGUUUCGAACUCCGGACAACCACGUACAACAGAGCGGAAGUUCGGCACAUUCUUCGGACAACCACGAUACGAGAAGGAAGGGACAGAAUCGGUCUUUCUCCUCCCAAGAAGACAGCAACCCGGGUUCAUUCUCCCCUAAGCAUCCACCCGAGCCGUUUUCCGCGUCCUUCUUCAUGCAUCGUUCGUCUCCUCCUCCACCGCCUGAACUAUCCUCUUUUCCACGCAAAACUACACCCUCAUCAUCACCUCCUUUUCCGACGCCGUCGCUGUUUCCCGUGGUGCCAUUAGACGGGAUGUCUAGCACUAGAAGCCAGUGGACAGAUUCCGGCAGAAAUAAGAACGACUACGCCAGUCUGGAAUUCUUCACCAACGGCGCUGACGAGAUGCAGAUGCGAGGGCUGUUCGCGGGAUCUCACCCAGAGAUUUACCAGCAUUUACCGGAAGAUCAAGGGUCCCGACCGUCGGUUGAUCGCGGCCUCCCUGAUGUUGCUCGGAACGAGCAGCCUUCUUCACCUACUUCAUUCAGCGUCGCCGGCGAGACUUUCCCUUAUGUCAGCGAAGAGGCGCCGAAAUUCGGAAGCGAAGGGAAGAGCAGAAAUGGUUCUGCGCCGGACACACCUGUUGCUGCUGCGGACGUUGCGGCGAUGGAGGCUCAUUAUCUCACCGCUCUGACCAAGGACCCGAAAGAUCCGCUUCUGCUUCGCAACUUCGCCCGUUUUCUUUACGAGGUGAAGGGCAAGUAUGAAGAGGCUGAGAAAUACUUCGAGCGCGCGAUUACCGAAUCUCCUUAUGACGGGGAGCUUCUGGUUCAGUACGCGAAGCUGCUGUGGGAAGGCAUGGGCGAUGCGAAUAAGGCCUCCGUCUUCUUUGAGCGAGCAGUAAACGCUGCUCCUCAGGAUUGCUAUGUUCUGGCCGCUUAUGCAUCCUUUCUCUGGAAUUUCGACUCUCUGGCUGAUGAGAACACUAGCGUCAUGGCUCCUGCUCCUCCGUUCCUUCCAGCCACAUCUGCUGGUUGCGGAUAAUUUGCACUGAUGAAGCUGAAUUCCAUCCACAUCCGUCAUAGAUUUCUACACCAUGAGUGUUUUAGCAUGGGCGCCGUUCCUCCCAGCCCAAAUCCGGGAUCAUCACCUUCUGGGAAUAGCCUGACUUGCUUACCUGCAAGCUUAUCCCAAUGUUUUGAGCUUGAGUGGUAGCAACAGCAUGACAUCCGUAACCAAGGGGUAGAUGUGUGAGAUGGCAUGUCCCGGUACACCAACCAGUUGCUGCAUGGUUGACUUCAGGCUCAGGCUUGGCAUGCUGCCGACCAAGCCUCUCUCAUUAUUAUAUAUGGGUACCAUCCACUUGAGCUAGUGGUGUGAUUUGUACUGAUUUAUGGCCGGCUGACCACAUGAAGUGCUCAUGUAAGAGUUCUUGUUCGUUGUGUGGGUGUGGGGCCCUCACUUUCAAGGUAGUACAUCUUUGUUGUUACCUAAUGGAAAUG
Messenger RNA from Closterium sp. NIES-67, 2171 nucleotides. NCBI's taxonomy places the organism in Eukaryota, Viridiplantae, Streptophyta, Zygnematophyceae, Desmidiales, Closteriaceae. The record is from the annotation of a GenBank genome assembly.